AUGGAGCACGGCAUGUAUGUGACGAGUCAGCAGAGCACGGAGCUGCAAGAAGAGCAGAGCAAUGGGAAGGACAUGUGCAGGUCAAUCUCUGUUCAGCCCGUAUUGACCCGGGAUUCCCUUCAGCAGUAUCUGCAGGUCCAGCCGGACCAGACCGUGCUCAUCCUGCAUGCCAAGGUGGCUCAGAAAUCAUAUGGCAGUGAAAAAAGGUUCUUCUGUCCGCCUCCAUGCGUUUAUCUCAGCGGGCCGGGGUGGAAGCUGAAGCAAGAAGAGCUCAAAGCCAGUGGCUUGGGUGACUCUGCUUGCAAUCUGUGUGGGUACAUGGGCCUGGACAACGCAGGCAGCAGCCAGACGGAAACAUUGAAAAUGAACUUUGACGAGCAACCGGACUCAAAGAGAUUUGGUUGUGCAAAGACCCUGUAUAUCUCCGACACGGACAAAAGGAAACAUUUCCGUCUGGUUUUAAAGCUGUUCUUCAGCAACGGCCAAGAAAUCGGGUCCUUUUACAGCAAAUUGAUUAAAGUGAUUUCCAAGCCUUCCCAGAAAAAGCAAUCCAUGAAGAAUGCAGACUUGUGCAUUUCUUCAGGAUCAAAGGUUUCCCUCUUCAAUCGGCUGCGUUCCCAGACCGUCAGCACCAGGUAUCUGUCAGUGGAAGGAGGGGCCUUUGUAGCGAGUGCCAGACAGUGGGCAGCAUUCACCAUGUACCUUGUGGAUGACCAGGACUCUGCCCGGGGAGACUACCCAAUCCGGGAUGGGUAUAUUUGCUAUGGAUGUGCAGUGAGACUGGUAUGCACCAGCACUGGUGUGGCAUUGCCCACUAUGGUAAUCCGCAAGGUGAAUAAACAGUACGCCAGUCUAGAUGUGGAUGAGCCCGUGUCUCAGCUCCAUAAGUGUGCGUUCCAGUUUAAGGACAGCAACAGGAUGUACUUGUGUCUGUCCAAUGAGAAGAUCAUACAGUUUCAGGCUUCUGCUUGCCCGAAGGAGCCCAGUAAAGAGCUGCUCAGUGAUGGCUCCUGUUGGACUAUCAUUGGAACAGAGACAGUAGAGUACACCUUCAGUGAGAGCCUGACGUGCAGCCAGAGUGCCGUGACUCCAUUCCCUGUCGUUGGGAGCCUUGAGCUCAACGGCGGUGGGGACGUGGCCAUGCUGGAGGUGCAGGGUGAAAACUUCAGCCCAAUUCUGAAGAUCUGGUUUGGAGAUGUAGAAGCAGAGACCAUGUACAGGAGUCCCAAGUCCCUGAUAUGUGUGGUGCCCGAUAUCUCUGUGUUCAGCAGGGAGUGGAGGUGGCUGAGACAUUCCGUUACUGUCCCCUUGUCUCUGAUCCGAAGUGAUGGGCUCAUCUACUCCAGUGCCUUCUCCUUCACCUACACGCCCGAGCAGAGCUCCCUCCCUCGGCAGAGAGUGACCCCGGAGCUGCCCCCGGACUCAGACACCCUGCUGGAGAGCAUCCACCAGGAGUUCACACGGACCAACUUCCACCUGUUCAUGCAGAGCUAGCACCGACAGGCAUGAACACAAAUACAAAAAAACAUGCCAGCAAAAAGUAGAGGCUGAAAUGAUGAUGCAAUCAUCUGUGCAACUAUACCUGAUUGAAAUGAAAUGAUCUGCAACUGUAUCGGAUUGAAAAACAUCAAAAUAAAAGUCGUUGCUUCACACA
This is a messenger RNA of Polyodon spathula (Mississippi paddlefish), 1654 nucleotides long. RefSeq names its product recombining binding protein suppressor of hairless-like protein. Gene Ontology annotation, biological process: regulation of transcription by RNA polymerase II. Gene Ontology annotation, cellular component: nucleus. Gene Ontology annotation, molecular function: DNA-binding transcription activator activity, RNA polymerase II-specific; RNA polymerase II cis-regulatory region sequence-specific DNA binding. The transcript is spliced from 11 exons. Lineage: Eukaryota; Metazoa; Chordata; Actinopteri; Acipenseriformes; Polyodontidae. The coding region runs from base 1 to 1494 and encodes 497 amino acids. The record is from RefSeq and is a predicted model, not a curated record.